AUGGCGUCCCAGAUCUCAGGCGAGAACCGAAUCCUGGUUAUAGGACUGGGCGUGUCCGUCGUUGCAGCCCUGGGGCUUAUGCGGUACAUGCUCAUCGCCUUUCGUGACGCUGCUGAAAUCGAACAGCCAGCGCCAAAGACGCAAUACAUCGACCAAAAGACCGAGGAUGCUUUGAUGCCCAGCACGCUCGAGAAGCUCAUCAGCAGUCAUAACAAGGAUAUACAAGGAGUUGCAUCACGGAUUGUUCUUGAUAGGGCUCUCCACGAUGUUGAUACCAUCGGUGGUUUACUGUGGGUGGUUACGAGCAAGGACCCCGAAAGACGGGAGAAAGCCCUGCGGGUUCUUCAUCUGAUCUGUGGCGAAAGUUCCCUCGCCGAUGUCUACCACCACAGUGUCAUCAAGGCGAUUGUCACAGCGCUCAAGGACUUAGCUAUGGAGAUCGACUACCCCCUCUACGACUGCGAGUUCGACGACUUCGACUUCCGCGACCCGGCCGAGAACGUGGCGCUGAUGACGCUGGAGCUACUGAUCAGCGAUCAAUCGGCGCGAUACCUGGCCAAGACAGGCUUUGUUGAACACUGGCUUGCUCGCCAGAAUUGGGGCAGCACACCCGAGGAGAUACAAAAGAGCUUUCUCUGUUUAUAUCGCCUCCAGGCGGAUGCGAGACGGGGCAAUCCGCUCUCGAACAUCGUCCAUAAGUUAGCUGGGCAACAGCUAGGUGUUCAGAAGCUUGUCGCUACGGGUCUGAUUGAACGGCCUGAGUCUAUACAUGUAGUUGGGUUUAAUAAGGGCUACAGUCUUUAUGGUGACAAUCGUGAGGCGCCGUACUGGCAGACUACUGGGCCUAGUGGGGAUGUUGUCACAUAUAGUCUGGAAGAGGUACUUGCGGCAACUAACAAUGGCACCGGCGAGGUCGCUAGAGACUCGAGGAGGCCUGUUGAGCAGAGUGCAGAAGAGCGUCGUUUACGGAGGCGUAAUCGGGAGGUCAUGGUCCUGCAUGAUGGGUCGCAACCUCUAGCCAUGAUGGAUAUCAUUGAACUUUAA
Molecule: messenger RNA, 1044 nt
Organism: Pseudogymnoascus destructans
Lineage: Eukaryota; Fungi; Ascomycota; Leotiomycetes; Thelebolales; Thelebolaceae
Exons: 2
Coding region: 1-1044 (347 amino acids)
Source: RefSeq, a predicted model, not a curated record